GCAAAAGUAAGACUCUGAGAACCACUGAAAUUGGCUUGUUACUUUCGGCAUGCAGCAAUAGAAACUGACAGUUUUAGCCCACUAGUCCUUAUAAUGAUGACAUAAAUCUAAACCCUUCAAAAGGGCAAAUUUCUACAAGUCCUUAUGAUACCUUGAAUAUUGUGCAGUUUGACAAGGACUAUUGGACAAGUACCAAUUUACAACACUGGCAUGUAUGACCAGUACCCGGUACUAGUUUCUGAAACCAAGUCCAAGCAACACAUAUUUCGGACACUUUGGUUCUUUAAACAUGAUCUUCAAAGUGAUGUUUAAAGUGCUUCCCAAUAUAGUAACCACUUCCAUCCAUCACAUCCGUGUGACGUACUCAGAGAAUCACAUGGUCAGUAGUAGUGUUUUUGUAACAGCCAUAUCUGAUGUAUUGUUAUAGUAACAUGCUCUUGGUGGCCUGGUUCCCCCUGAAUAGUGUACAUGUUGUUUGUGAGAACCAAGGGCUGUCAAGUGUUACCCAAUGAUCCCACGGCUUCCUGUAUUAACCAUAUCCUCCUCUGUGGAUGUCGGCCGGUGCUGCUUCCUACAAUACUAUCACCUUACAACUCCACAAACUGUUUGCCUUCAAAUGCAGGAACAUUACACCAGUGCUGUUAGAUCCUGGCUGGGUAUUGUUCCUCUGGAGUGAGGCAUCAGUAGAAGCAGUCUUGAUGGCUUAAUGCCGCCUUAACGUUGUGUGGCUUGGAUAUUUUUUCAUAGGAUAUUGUAUUGUUUUUUGUCUUUCAUCAUGAGGAUGCCAUCACUACGGGCAUUUUUUGGAGGCAGUGAGUUCCGGUCAUUUGUUCGAACUCAGGAGGACUGCCGUAAGAAGUGGCAUGCAGCAGAGCAGAAAGUGGAGAGCAUGCAGGAGAAAGUUCAGGAGCUCCAAGCAGACCUAAAUGCUCUCAAUACCAGGCUUAAACAUGCCCUGAACACUAUAGACAAGGAGAUGUACAGGAGGAAGCAUGCCGAGCAAGACAGAGACUCACUGGAGCAGCAGCUGAACAAGGUACGGGAGCUGCUGUUUGACAAGGAGAACAAGAGCAUCCGCAUGAACGAGCACGACAGAGAGCGCCUCAGUGCCUUCGUCAACACCAGCAACCUGAGAUCAAACUACAACACCCACAAUGAGUACGAGUCUCCACAAAAAUUGAACACAAUCAUGGAGUCGUCAUGUUCUAUGCUGGAUGAUAUUGAUUAUGACCAGAGUGAGGGGGACAUCGACAUGGCGUACCCGUCACGGCGCUAUAAACGCCGAAGCCCCACUGCUCCUCCCAUAGAAGACUUUGAGGGAAGAUCAUCGCCAAAGAGACAUCGCUCAGAUGACCACAACAACUCUAUCGUUACAACCACCACCAUCACAGUGAACGGCAGUGGCAAGCCGGUGUCCGCAAGCACAGAAGUGAAUGUUCCAAAGCUGAACAAGAGUUUCAGUGAGCCGGCCCUGGACAAGCACCUGCAGACACCAGUCAACGACAGAGAUGCCGACAGUGAACCCGAGUCUGAUGACUCCUUCUUUGGUACCCCCAGAAAUAGGAACAACAGUCGUACCAGGAAGGGAAUCUUGAAGCGGACCCCAUCUCAUCCAGAAGACUUAAGUGGCACAAAGCCGCCUACAGGCGCGAAGACGAAGAAUAAAUUGUUUAGGACCCCGGUGCUCGGUCGCAGCUCUUCGGCUGGGAAGGGCCUCAACCGAGUCCAUGUGUUCAUCUCCAGGACUUUCAUCAAACCAGAAACCUGUGUGCCGUGUGGCAAGAGGAUCCGUUUUGGCAAGCUGGCAAUGAAGUGUAAAGACUGCAAGGCCACCUGCCACCCCGACUGCAAGGACCAGCUGCCCCUCCCCUGUAUGCCCAAUGCACCCAGCACCCCAGGGGCUCACCAGAAAGCAGGGGGACUGAUUUCUGACUUUACUCCUAGUGAUUCACCAAUGAUCCCAUCACUUGUGGUUCACUGUGUGAAUGAGGUGGAGACUCGGGGUCUGUCUGAGGUGGGCAUCUACAGAGUACCAGGGUCAGACAGAGAGGUGAAGGACCUGAAGGAGAAGUUUUUCAAGGGGAAGGGUGUCCCCAGGCUGAACAACAUCCUGGAUAUCCAUGUGGUGUGUGGUUGUCUCAAGGACUUCCUGCGUGGACUGAAGGAACCGCUGGUCACCUACAAGCUGUGGCUAGAGUUUGCCCAGUCCGCAGAGAUAGCUGACAGGGAAACCUCCCAGAGACAUCUGUACAGCCUGGUGGAGCACCUGCCACAGGCCAACAGGGACACCCUGGCCUUCCUCUGUCUGCAUCUACAGAAGAUUGCGGAGUGCCCCGAGUGUAAGAUGCCCAUCAGCAACCUGGCCAAGGUGUUUGGGCCCACUCUGGUGGGAUACUCCACGCCGGAACCGGAACCCAUGCAGAUGAUCAACGAGACACGCAGGCAGAACAUGGUAAUGGAGAACCUGUUGGAACUGUCUGGUGAAUUCUGGGUGAAGUUCCUCAAUAUUGAGGACACCAGCUUGUACCCACUAGACCCCAACACACCCAACACCCCCGACUGCAGCCGAGCAGCAGUUCCCCGAAGUCGACUCGGUCCAGUACUUACCCCUGGUUCUUACGAGGCUGAGACGCAGAGAACACAGACCUGGUCCAGAAACACAACACAGCAGACUCCCAGGCUGCCAUCUCGACACAACAACACAACACAGAGACCACGCCAGUUCUUCACAUCUCCGUUUGUGUCCAACUAAGAAGACAGCUCUUGUCGUGUUUACAGAGCUCUUGUGUUGUGUUUGCAGAGCCCUUGUCAUGUGUGUACAGAGCUCUUGUGUCGUGUGUGUACAGAGCUCUUGUGUCAUGUGUGUACAGAGCUCUUGUGUUGUAUGUACAUGCUGCCACACCGCCAUGACCUGCAGACAUCCUUGUAUAUAGUGUCAGCCGACGUCUCAAGCGACUGGCCGUGGUGUGGACUGUCCACUAUUAGUCAGUGGUACAAUGAUGUAAAUACUGCCUGCCUGUACAGUAAUCAUGUUGCAAUACCAUUACCGUGUUGUGCAGUAAUUAAAGGUAUAAAGGAAUCGUGUAUCAAUAUUUGUGUAUCAUACAUCAACUGACAGUAUCCUGUAGGUUCCACUGUUGUAGAGUUUCAUGUCUUGUGCCGCCACCCCCUCCCUGUACAUGCACCCAACUAAUCUUGGUGAGUGGUCACGGUCUUAGUCUCCAGGAUUAUCUGGUGAUUCAGCAUCUGAUAUUUAUCUCCAGGCUGUCGUACAAAACAACCUUACCUCUACGACUGUCUUUAAUCAAUGUUAUGGUAUGGGAGUUACGAUCACCUUAGUGCUAAGAUCGCUUUGGACAACGGCACCCACAGUCUGUCUUGUGUAUAGCUGGGUAACUUUGUGUUUAUAUCCUGACAGUAGCAGGAAUGCAACUUGCCACUAACUCACUGGCCCUGGUCAGUUUGUCUGAUACUAAAGGUAUCCCGAGUGCUAGUAGAUUUUCAGACGUUUUAGGGGGUGUCCUAUUUUGUUGUACUAUUCCAGGACCCAUUCCACAAGUGAUCCUAGUGCUGAGCUGAUCCUAACUCCCCUACACAAACCUAAGACAGGCACAGUGCUGAGAUUGCUUCUUGGGGUGGGUCCCCGGCUGAUGAAUGUUUCAGGUUAAGUUGCACUGCCGCACUAGAUAUGUACUUGUUCUUGACAUCAGAUGGAACAUAGACCCAGUCAGAGCUACCUCAUAGAAUUACAGUGGUCUAGACUUCCAUGUGUCAACGAUGGGGUUUGAAAUUGAAGAUCACAACUGCUGAACUGAAAUAUGAUCAAAACUACUGAAGAGAAAGAUAGAAAUCGUUCACAGUGAUUGUUUUUCUUGCCAUAUUGUUCCAGUCAGGACCAUUUGAUGUGUCCAUAGUGGUGAAACCCUGCCCUGGGUUUUGAGGAUGUUGGUACAUGUACAGAGAACUGUAGAGAUGCAGGAGCCAGUCUUUGCAGUGCCUGUCACAGUGUCAUCAGAUUGUAGCCGGUUUAGGCCUCUCCUUUUCUGUUUUUUUUGGUUUACAAACUUGACAACCAUAAGAACAAGUUUGAAUUUAUUUUUAUUUUCCUGAUAUUUGUUGGAACAAAUUAGAACAGAUCACCCAUUUUUUAAAUUAUUGUUGAUCAAAUGCAUUGUAUAUAGAUUAUCUAGCCACUACACCUUCAGAGUACACUAUCUCUGACAGAAGUAAAUAUUUGUGCUACUGUUAAAAUAUCAAACAUCCUGCCUGCACUAUAAACAUGACGAAUAUGCAUGUAUUUUCACCACCAAACUAGCCAUCCUAUCUUACUCCUGGGCCUGUAUUUCAGUAAACUUACACUAAACCUUUGACCCAUUCCCGUUGUUCUUGCAAUCUCAAAUUAUCCGCCCUUGAUUUUAUCAGCAAAGUUAAUUUGCUAUGCUACCCAGUCUAAUGGACCAAUCAGAAUAUGAGUUACGAUCCAGCCUCAAUGUUGGGUUGGCGAGUUAUUUGACGUUUGAUUGGUCAGUAAAAUGUUAAUGAAAAUCAAGGGCAGGUCAUUUGAGAUCGUGAGAACCAAGGGGAUGGAUCCAGGGAUAAGUGUAGGUUUACCGUACUGUGAGCGCAGGAGAUAAAGAAGAUGAAAUCCAUCAUACCCAAAAUAAGACCUUGCCAAAUAACAUUGAAAUUGUGCUCCUAAAUAUGUUUUUAUUUUGAUCUAGCCGAUCCUAGCUGAGUGAACAGUAAACCUCAAAAUUAAGUAUGGUCUCAAUAUGGCAUUUACCAUGUUUCUACCUUGGCAUGGAGUCUAAGCAUUGAGCUGGGAUUAGAUUCCUGUGAGUUUCAAGACAUGAGAACUUUCAAUAUGUGUAACGGCUGCUUUAGACUGUGUAGCUCAUAGUUAGCUCCACACGUAGCUUAGCUCCCAUGUGUUUGUGUAAAAUGUACACUUCCCACCUCGUUGCAGAAGAUGAGGACAUGUAUGCAUUAGCAAUAUUAACCCAGUAACAAAUCUCUGUACAAAUACUUUCAUUUUCCGGUGUGAGCUGAAGUUGCCUGGAACCCAUGUAGAGAAUGCAGGACAUUCCUAGAUGAGUCCAGUCAAGUCAGUGGAGAACUAACAUACUGGGUCCCGUUCCACAAAGCAAUCGUAGCGCUAAGGCGGUCGUAACUCCCAUACUUUAACACUGGCUUACAACUGUUGUAGAGCUACAAUCGCUUUGUGGAACAGGGCCCUGUGGUCCGUUCCACAAAGCGAUCUUAGCGCUACGACAAUCGUAAGGCUAUGUAAAGUAUGGGAGUUAAGAUCGUCUUAGCACUACGAUCGCUUUGUGGAACGGGGCCCUGGAUGUGCAGAUAGGGACGUUGUGGUAUCUGAAUGCUGCACGCUGAUGCUUUAUUUAUGUGUUUGUUGACACCAUAGUGCAUGAUGGUAGCUGUCCAGUCUAUAAAUGGUGCCUCUUCAGUACCGAUACAUCUGUCUGGUUGACUUUUGGUAACUUUCGACAAAACAAAUUCCAUUCAAUUGAGUUUUAUUUUUUUCACUUUAUCUAGGAGAGCGAUGUCGUUCAGGGUUUAGCCUUGCUGAUUACAGUUGGUCAGAACUGGGGAUGAAUUGCCAAUGAUUCUUAUUGAAAUCGCUAAGGUGGUAAUAAUUACCGGUAAUAAUUGUAACUUUUUCUGUUCAAAUAUUAUCUGAAUAGUUUGCCAAGAUGGUCUCACAGGCCUUGUCAUGGUAAUGUAUUGAAUACACAUUGUUGGUCAGUACAUUUGUUAGAGAUAGGAAGUAACUUAUCAUCAGAUUAGUAUAUCUGUUUUCCCACUUUAAAAAAAAAGUUGAUUGGAUGUUCAUUCAACCACUUUUUUAAAGUGUUACUUUAUAACCUUACAGAAUCAUUGUGUUUUCGGAACUUACAUUCUGACAUACCAGACUGUCUUGCAUUUAUUCCAGCGACACAGUACAGUUCAGUUAAUCUUUAUUCAGGAAACCCUGUCAUCCGGACAAAUACUGUUGAGGAUGUCUAUUUAUAGUAAACGGACGUAACUCAUAACCGAUGAUUUGAUAACCCGAAAAUAUGUUUAUCCAAACAUUUUUUCUUGGAACUACCAUCUGGAUUAACAGGGUUUCACAAGCAUUUAACAAGGUGUCACUAGGGUUGUUUUUGAAUGCAUGAAAAGACCCACAGCCAUAAGUAAUUAUUACUACAUUUAUUUAUCAAGUAUAUGAUUAUGUAACAUGCUGGUUGUGUUGAAAUACAGGGUUAAUAUUUGUUGACAAACUGAUAAUUUGAGGUCAGCCUAAAGGGGAUUUUAAUAUCAAAUGUAUAAAUGCAUGCAGUAUACAUAUUUUGGGGUUUAGGAGUUGUUCCCGAGCCUCAUUGAUUACCAGAUGUAUGUGCUGAGACGUACAGCCUCAUUUUCGAUUUUCGGAGGGUGGCCAUGUUUGUGUUGUCAUUUUACCUUUCUUGCUUUUUGUACAAAUCAUUUUUUCUAGUGACGUUGCACAGCCGAGUAGUCAAGCUUGCCAUAUUGAAUGCUUCAUUUAUGACUACUAUCUAUAAUUUAAUAUAAUUAUGUAGUCUCGAUCAGCAAUAAUUAAUGUGUUCAUAUUGGUUUUACUGUCUAGUAAGUAAAAUAUCCUUUCUUUUUGAGUGAAUCAAUAUUUGAUGCUGUAUGGGGCCUUAAUGAAUAUUAUAGAGAAAAGUGCAUUUCAGAAAGCUGUUUUGAAAUGGUGUUUUUGUGAUAUGCAAAUUAUUAUGGAUCACAACAUUAAUGCAUGAUUUACCAAUAUUAUCCCACGUUUUUCCAGGAACCAUGCACUGGGUGUUGGGAAUGAUCCUUUUACGCUGCCAUUGAACACAAGGUACUUUGAUUGAUUUCAAAUACCAGGAAGUUUUUAAGAGGAAAAUUCUCACCAGCCAGUGAUUGUGUAUCUGUCUUCAUUUCAUAACCAUACAAACUUCAUUUCAUAACCAUAAAAACUGGAUAUUUUAUUGAAAUAUACUCACUGACAAAAGAAACGUGAAUACCAUACAUGUGGCUAAUAUAUGAAGAAAUACUCGUAUUCAAGAGAGAUUAGAUUAGUUCAAUGCACAAACGAACAUACUGGUAUGUUGUGUGAACCGACGCUCACAUGUGACGCCAUAGAUCCACUAUUUGUCUCGUUGAGGGUUAACAAAUAAAGUUUGGAAAUCAUGUGCAGGAUAUCGUGAUAAGAAUAAAGACAUGCUGUGGUAACACUUGACUGAUUGUUAGUUUUGUCAUUAAGUGGUACACAUUGAAAACAUCUUCUUAACGUAAUACUUCUCCAUAUGUUUCUAUGGAUCGCGUUUCUUUUGGCGGUGAGAACAUAUUGCACAUACAUCUUACAGUGGUAGAUGUCUACCAAUACCAUUGAGAUUCACACUAUAGGAAGCCAGGUUCUUCCUGCUGUUAACUGUCGUGAAGGUAGGGCCCACUGUGUCCUUGCAGCUAUUAACAUGCUCUGUAUUCUGCUGAUGAAGGGAUGGGGUUCUGUUAGGCCAGGACUAGUUAAUUAUCUGUUUGUUGGUUGUCCGUUUUCUCAUGGUGACGAGAUAAUUGGGAGGAAUUAUUUUAUUACCAUGAAUAUGUCUACAGACAAUUUGUUGUCCUUAGGAUAUCUAUAAGUCUGUGCAUUAGCUUUCUUUGAUUGGCGAUUGUGUCUCGGGAGUAAAAAGGUUGGUGCAUGUAAGGAUCAAAAGCACUUAUCACUUAAGAAAAUUGCCAUAAAAAUUUGUUUUUAUUUUUCAGUGUAUCAAAGAACAUGCCACUGUUUGAAUGAGAACUUCAUUUGAUAAGACUUUUACAUUUUGUGCAUGUUUUAUGAACAUACCCCUUUUUGGGGGAGUAUUUGUUCAUGUAAGAAAAACAAAAUUUAUUAGUGAUGCUGACACAAACAUGUUUGUUACGCAAACUUUACAGGAAAGCAAUGGGAAGUUUCCAAAGUGGUAAAAUGCUUUAGUGUCCUGAGUGUAGCUUGAAAACUGACAAAAAGUACAUUUUCAAUGGAUGACUUUUAACCAUAUAAAUCUUUGUGUAGAUAAGAUGCUUGUCAAUCUUAUUAUUUGUGUCUUCAAAUGUUCAUAGAUGGAUAUAUGGCGAAAAUAGUAGCAUUAUGUAUUUGAUCUCAACCUUUUUCAUGAGAUACAUUUGUUUAUCAAAGAAGUGAAAUCAUGGACUUGUAUAGUUGGAAACUGAUUUAUUAUUUAAGUGAGAUUGUCAUUCUCAUGGCAUACAUGGUGCUUCUUACCUUGAUAAGUGCAUGAUGUAGACUACAAGCAAGUAAUUAUCUGUUCGUGGCCUAAGGGACAUCAUACAGCUCACUGCGGCAGUGUUGCUGUUACAUGAUGAGUACCUUGUCUCUCUUUCUGCUACCCCAUGUUACCUAUCUCUACAGACUGCUGUCGUUCUCUUGUCUUUCACUCCAUUCCCACAUAUCUGUGAAAUAAAUACUUUUAGAAUAA
This is a messenger RNA of Haliotis rufescens (red abalone), 8483 nucleotides long. Its product is annotated as rac GTPase-activating protein 1-like. Gene Ontology annotation, biological process: signal transduction. NCBI's taxonomy places the organism in Eukaryota, Metazoa, Mollusca, Gastropoda, Lepetellida, Haliotidae. The transcript is spliced from 20 exons. The record is from RefSeq and is a predicted model, not a curated record. The coding region runs from base 776 to 2752 and encodes 658 amino acids.